AUGUUCGGCACAUUGACUGGACUGAUCAAGCAGCGCAGCGCCAUCACAAAUUGGGAAGCAUUUAGCCGGGCAAACAACAUCAGCGGCUGGAAGCUUGCGGUGCCGCCCUGCCAGUGGACCGGCGUAGGGUGCAACGCAGACGGCGCCAUCACGAGCCUCGACCUGGGUUGUGUGGACGAGGUGGAGGGCUUGUGCGCUGUGCUGGCUGAGGGCUCGCUGGCGCCUGAGCUGGUCAAUGUUGGAACGCUGGAGAGUAUUUUCCUGCAGGGCCAGACACUGACCGGCCCGCUGCCAGAGGCAUGGGGAGCUGCUGGCGCAUUUGCUAGGCUGGCAUACCUUUCCCUUGCAAACAAUGACCUGACAGGCUCGAUCCCGGCCUCAUGGGGUGGCAAGGAUGCUUUGGCAGCUCUGGAGCUUAUUCAGCUGAGCGGCAACAAGCUGUGUGGCGAUGUGCCCGCGCCGCUGCAGCCAAAGCUGGAGUGUGCGGAUGGCGACGACAGCUGCUCCGAUGGCCAGCUGCCUGCCUGCUCCACCACAGUGACGGCGCUGGCGGCAGAUGGGGAAGAGGAGGGGAGCAGCAAGCUGGAGGAGCAGCCGGAGGCGGCCGCCGACUGCCCCCCUGGCGACAUCCAGGACGUUCCCAGCUGGGCCAAGAAGUACAAUGCCAGGAUUGCGGCCAAGGAGGCGGCGCAGGAGCAGGCAGCCAACAACAAGGCACUGGUGGCGGAGGCCAACGAGAGCGGGGAGCGGUAUGAUUUCGUGAUGUACGGCGACUCCAUCACGUGGCGGGUAUCCGAGAACAUGGGCGUGUGGGACCGGUAUCUGGGGUCGCUGGGUGGCCCCUCCGCCCCGCUGGGCAUCAUCUUCAACCAGGUCUCAGACCUGGCCUAUCGCAUCAUGAAUGGAGACGAGCGCUUUGACCUGGCCCCCAAGGCCGUGGCGCUGCUGAUCGGCGUGAACAACCUGGAGCGCGGGCCGCAGCCGGCGGAGCAGCUAGAGGAGCUGGUGAAGUGGCUGCAGGCCGCCUGGCCGAGCACCCGGCUCAUCCUGCUCAAUCUGCUGCCCACGGUGUUUGAGGUGGAGGCUCCGUACCUGGACAUCACGGGCACCAACAAAAAGUACCAGCAGAUCGCUGAGGAGACCGGCAUCGAGUGGUCCACCUGCGGCUCCGACAUCGACCCCGCAGACGAGGCGCAGCUGUACGACGGCAUCCACCCCGGACCCAAGGGCGUGGACAUCCUGCUCAGCUGCCUGGGCCCGCAGGUGGAGGCCGCGGUGGCGGCCUUCGAGUGCUGA
Chlorella variabilis is the source of this 1296-nucleotide messenger RNA. RefSeq lists its product as hypothetical. The transcript has 12 exons. The record is from RefSeq and is a predicted model, not a curated record. Gene Ontology annotation, molecular function: protein binding. Lineage: Eukaryota; Viridiplantae; Chlorophyta; Trebouxiophyceae; Chlorellales; Chlorellaceae. Bases 1 to 1296 code for a protein of 431 amino acids.